AUGGACCGCCUCCGCAGACUCCUCAACCCCGAACAACCGUACGAGCCCCUCCCCUCCCCUCCCCCCGACCCCGAAGAUGCCGACUCCUCCGCCCUCCACGACUCUCACCCACCCCCACCCUCCCCCGCCUUCUCCUACAUCGACUACACCAUCUUCCUCCUCCUCGGCAUCUCCAUGCUCUGGGCCUGGAACAUGUUUCUCGCCGCAGGCCCCUACUUCCAAACCCGCUUCGCCCCCUCGCCCUGGCUGCUCAACAACUUCCAAGCGGCCGAAGUCUCCGUCUCCACCAUCACGAAUCUCGGUUCGAUGCUGCUGCUCACGCGCAUGCAGGCGGGCGCGUCGUACCCGAAACGCAUCAUCGCUUCGUUGUUCAUCAACAUGGUCACGUUCACGCUUCUCGCUGUGUCUACGGGUUUCGGCGUGGACGCGAAGGGCUAUUUCGCGUUUCUGAUGUGCAUGAUCCUCGCGACGAGUCUGGCGACGGGGCUGUGUCAGAAUGGGAUUUUUGCGUAUGUGAGUGGGUUCGGGCAGCCGAGGUAUACGCAGGGGAUUAUGACCGGGCAGGCGGUGGCGGGGGUGUUGCCUUGUGUUGCGCAGAUUGUUUCGGUGUUGUCGGUUGGGGAGGGUGGGGAGGGGCAAGAGGAUGGGGAUGGAGAGCCGGUUGUGAGGUCCUCGGCUGCGAGAGCGUACUUUUUGACGGCGACGGUGAUUGCAGUGGUUACGCUGGGGGCGUUUAUGCUUCUGCAGGCGAGACAUCGGACGCCAGAGAAGACCCAGGAUAAUACUACAUCGGACGCUGCCAGCGAUCAAGAGGACAAGAAGACCGUUCCAUUGCUUCUUCUUUUCCGAAAGCUAUUCUGGCUAGCCAGCGGCGUCUUUGUUACCUUUGCCGUCACCAUGUUCUUCCCGGUCUUUACCCAACGCAUCCUCUCCGUCCGCCCGGCCGACCAACAGGGCGCAUUGACGCAACCAGCAACUUUCAUCCCCCUCGCCUUCCUCCUCUGGAACACCGGCGACCUCCUCGGCCGCCUCCUCACAGCCGUCCCAACGCUCUCGCUCGUCCAUCGGCCCAAGAUCGUCUUCAUCCUAGCCAUCCUGCGCGUCGCAUGGGUGGGGCUCUACCACCUCUGCAACAUCCGCGGCGAAGGCGCGGUGGUGGAAAGCGACUUUUUCUACUUGGUGGUGGUGCAGCUACUGUUCGGGUUAUCAAACGGGUAUUUGGGUAGUAUCUGCAUGAUCGGGGCGGGCGAGUGGGUGGAGCCCGAGGAGAGGGAGGCUGCAGGUGGGUUUAUGGGGUUGAUGUUGGUGGCUGGGUUGGCGGUGGGGAGUCUGUUGAGUUUUGCUGUCGCUGGGUGA
Molecule: messenger RNA, 1356 nt
Organism: Saxophila tyrrhenica
Lineage: Eukaryota; Fungi; Ascomycota; Dothideomycetes; Mycosphaerellales; Extremaceae
Exons: 1
Coding region: 1-1356 (451 amino acids)
Biological process (GO): nucleoside transmembrane transport
Cellular component (GO): fungal-type vacuole membrane
Molecular function (GO): nucleobase transmembrane transporter activity; nicotinamide riboside transmembrane transporter activity
Source: RefSeq, a predicted model, not a curated record